Molecule: messenger RNA, 516 nt
Organism: Rangifer tarandus platyrhynchus (Svalbard reindeer)
Lineage: Eukaryota; Metazoa; Chordata; Mammalia; Artiodactyla; Cervidae
Source: the annotation of a GenBank genome assembly
AUGCUGGGCCCGCCCGUCCAGAGCGUCUCCAUCAUCUCACCCCCCGUGAUGCUCAUCAGCCGCUACGGUUCAUUUUGGAACUUUUACAGGCCCUAUAGGCAUCGCGGCCUCAUCAGGUCAGCAGAUUCCUACUUGUCAAAGUCAGAGCUGACACUCCUUCAGCUUCCCAAGCAUAGCAGCCACUGCCGCCAGUGCCUGGCGGAUGGAGACUGUGCCUCCCUGGGACUUACCUCCUGCUCCCUCACCCGGUCUGAGGAGGUGUCACCUGCAGCUGGCAUGGCCGAAUAUGACCGAGUCCUGGCCUCCCGAGCAAGGGAUGCAGUGUUUGACCAGGAGGAAAGGCCCGCGCCGUCUCAGCCCCCAGGGGUGCAGCUGCAGCAUCGGCUCCUGCCUGCCCCCGCCCCCCUGCACCCCCGGAGUAAGGGUGGGGUCUUUAGCCUGAGCCGGCAGCCUGAGUCUAUAAUGCAGCACCAGUUGUUGCCAGCCCAGCUAGCUCAUCGGAUGAAGACUCCAUGA